Messenger RNA from Penicillium antarcticum, 228 nucleotides. RefSeq names its product DUF1748 domain-containing protein. The coding region runs from base 1 to 228 and encodes 75 amino acids. The transcript is spliced from 4 exons. The record is from RefSeq and is a predicted model, not a curated record. Gene Ontology annotation, cellular component: cytoplasm. Lineage: Eukaryota; Fungi; Ascomycota; Eurotiomycetes; Eurotiales; Aspergillaceae.
AUGUUCGGCCGUCUCACCCACUACGCAUUUGAUGCGGUUCUCUUCUCCGCCUUCCUGGCAGGUGUCAAGCGAUCCACAGGCCUAACCCCCAGCGUUGACUCAGACAAAAUCUCAGACAACAAGGAAGUCCAGAAAUGGAUCAAUAACUACCUCGGUGUCGGCGAGUGGGUAAUGGACCAAUCCGUUGCCGUCAUGGGUUCCUCCGCCUGGUUCGAGCGCCGCCGAUGA